This is a messenger RNA of Volvox carteri f. nagariensis, 2060 nucleotides long. RefSeq lists its product as uncharacterized. Gene Ontology annotation, molecular function: protein binding. Bases 1 to 1542 code for a protein of 513 amino acids. The record is from RefSeq and is a predicted model, not a curated record. The transcript is spliced from 16 exons. NCBI's taxonomy places the organism in Eukaryota, Viridiplantae, Chlorophyta, Chlorophyceae, Chlamydomonadales, Volvocaceae.
AUGGGAGCAAACCGACCGGGGCAUGGGGGAGCUGGGUGGUUCCGAAACCUUCAGUUGGUAGUUGACGCCCUAUCUGCCAACCUGGAUGUGAUCGGCAUGUUGGUGGUGGUGUUGGGGGUGCUGCUGGUGGUGGCUGGUACGGUGGUGUAUUACGUGGAGGGCGCCUUGGUGAAGGACACGUGGUUCGACUCCAUACCGCUGACCAUGUACUACAUGCACGGAGCCGACCCUUGGGUCGGUGAUCGGCUGCUGUGCCGCUCUGCCCUGCACAUCGCCGCCCGGCACAACCAGCCCGACUGCCUAGAGGCCAUCCUCACCAGCCCCUUCAUGGAGUUCACUGGCAAAGUGCGCAGUCGGGAGUGCAACAGCGCCCACCACUACACCCGUUCCAAAUCUCAACUCAAGCCCCCCCUUUCCCCCCAAUACACCUGCCCAUGCUGGUGGACUACCCAAACAGCUCAGGUUACACACCACUCCAUUACGCCGCCGCUUCACGACCGCGGAAGCACGCCGCUGCACGCCGCCGCGCGCUUCCAAAACCUUGAGCUGGCCAUGAUCCUGCUGAAGCACUGGGACGAGAACCUUCGGCGGCUGGAUGUGACCGACCCACGGGUCGUGGAAAGCUACGACCACACCAAGCCGUACCAGAUGCCCGAUGUGAAGCCUAACAAGGCCCUGAUGCGGGUGCUGGAUCCUGGGACGCCCAUCAAGGAGAUCAGCGAUCCGUUUGGAGAUGCAGCCGCCACCGCCGCCGCCGCCAGGUUGCCGUACGAUGUGUCGUGCAGCAAGGUCGCGCCGAUGAAGAAACCCUCCGCCACGGCGCUAAAGCGCAGCUUUUCGCCGCAAGGGCAGGAGCCAGAACCUUUGACGCUGGACGGCGAUUGCGGACAGGAUGACGACAAGGUCCCGGCGGGCUGGGAAGAUGUCCUGUCUGGCAAGUCGGGCAUCGGAACCACGGGGAAGGCUGCUGGCGGGGACUUCAUCACCAUAUACCACUCCUUCCAGAUACUUGCGCAUCAACUCGCGGUCAUACCCAGGCGAGGCCCAGCCCGCCUGCGACACUAUGACCUCGCCAGGCUUCUGCCAGCCGGCGCUCACAGUGUACUUGAUUGCGUGUACACUGUGAGCGCCGGCUGGCAGAAGCCUGGCGAGGUCAUAGUGUCGCAGGCGGGCUGGGCCUCGCCUGGGUAUGACCGCGAGUUGAUGUGCAAGUAUCUGGAAGGAGCUGUGACAUCAGCAGUCACAGUAGGUAGCAGCAAGGCUCGCUGCUGCAGGCUGCUGCUUGUGAGCAUGUACACUGUGAGCGCCGGCUGGCAGAAGCCUGGCGAGGUCAUAGUGUCGCAGGCGGGCUGGGCCUCGCCUGGGUAUGACCGCGAGUUGAUGUGCAAGUAUCUGGAAGGAGCUGUGACAUCAGCAGUCACAGUAGGUAGCAGCAAGGCUCGCUGCUGCAGGCUGCUGCUUGUGAGCAUGGUGAGGAUCGGUGCGCAGUUUAAGGGGACAGGCUGCAGAGCGGGGCCAUCGUGCACCGGGCCGGUUGGGUAGUUCGUGAUGCAGAGCAGUGUCGCCCAGUGGGAUGAGGGGCCACUAUCACCAUGCUAGGAUCAAGUAUUGUUGUGCUGUGGUCGACUGGGUGUUGCAUAGCAUGUGUGGAGCUUUAGUAUGCACCCAGCGAUUCGAUCUCAAUUGGAGGUAUCGAGCAAGAACCAGCGGUCCAUCCAGUUGGGUGCAGCAGAUAGUAGUAGUGCCGCCAGAGAAGGAACCAACGUACGCCUGUAGUGCCUGCGCCUGCACCUCGUGACAGUGGCAGUGCGCAACGUGGUGGAGAACGAGCAAGAGUCCAGGAGGGUCAUGUGCACGGGCUGGGGCUGGGAAGGCAAUACUUGGCAGUGAACCGGCAAGGCGAGUGGGUGCUGCCGUUGAAGAGGAGAGGCUGAGAAGGCGUGUGGGCGCCUGGCAGUGGUUUACGGCAGGCAUGGUGUUAAUAAUGAUGGUGAUGGUUCCCCCGCUGGGCUGCUGAGCCUUGCAGGGAGUGCUAGUUGCGCCAGUACGUGUGGGCUGCG